Ooceraea biroi (clonal raider ant) is the source of this 2065-nucleotide messenger RNA. RefSeq names its product histone-lysine N-methyltransferase SETMAR-like. The record is from RefSeq and is a predicted model, not a curated record. Lineage: Eukaryota; Metazoa; Arthropoda; Insecta; Hymenoptera; Formicidae. Gene Ontology annotation, cellular component: nucleus; site of double-strand break; condensed chromosome. Gene Ontology annotation, molecular function: double-stranded DNA binding; DNA topoisomerase binding; histone H3K36 methyltransferase activity. Gene Ontology annotation, biological process: double-strand break repair via nonhomologous end joining; mitotic DNA integrity checkpoint signaling; DNA double-strand break processing.
GCUACGAGUCUCCACUUCCUCCUUCUCUGCUGGAUGUCAGUUUUGUACUUUUGUUGAUACGCAAAGAACGUUGUUGCCACAAUUUGUAUAAACCAAUAAACUUUUUUGAACAAGAUGGUGAGUGCUUAAACAUGGAAGUUGAUAAGCUUCAUCUAAGACACUGCAUGCUCUACGAGUAUCAAAAGGGCAAUAACGCAACUGCAGCUACAAAAGAAUUAUGUAUGGCGUUAGGCCAGGAUAUCGUAGACGUUAGGACGGUUCAGAGAUGGUUCUCCAAAUUUCGAGCUGGAAAUUUUCACCUCGAGGAUGAGCCGCAUACCGGCAGACACUCGAACUUCGAUGACGAUAUUCUGAAGGCGCUACUUCUUGAAGACCCUUUCUUAAGUAGCAGGGACAUAGCGGAAAGGAUGGGCUUUGAUCAUACAACAGUAUCGCGGCAUAUAAACAAACUGGGGUACGUCCAGAAGUUUGGUAGAUGGGUUCCGCAUGAACUCAGCGAAACCAAUUUGCUCACCCGCGUCGCCGUAUGCUCCUCGCUGCUAGCACGGCAGAAUUUUCAGCCUUUCUUAGACCAGCUAGUCGUUGGCGACGAAAAAUCGAUUACGUACGAUAAAGUCAGAAAAAAGCCCAAGUGUGAGAAGGCCCUAUCUGAUCCCGGACCUAGUGUCCACCAACAAAAAAGAAUGCUCUGUAUCUGGUGGGAUAGAAAAGGACCUGUACACUACGAGCUCCUGCCACCCGGCCAACGCAUCACCGCUGAUGUCUAUUGCGAGCAAUUGUCACGAUUAGAUGCGAAACUCAAGGAAAAACGGGCAGUUUCAGCCGGCCGGAGAGGCAUCAUCCUUCAACGCGACAACGCCCGACCGUACAUCGGACUCCGGGCCAGACGGAAACUGUGCGGGCUCGGCUACGAGGAUCUUCCCCAUCCACCUUACUCCCCCGAUGUCGCCAUCGGACUACCACUUAUUUUUGUCGUUACAAAAUUUUUUGAACGGGAAAGAAUUUAAGAAUGACGACGACGUGAAUGACGCGCUGUCAGAAUUCUUCCGUCAAAAGGAUGAAGAUUUCUUUGCGUCCGGAAUUGAUAAGCUGUCCAUUAAGUGGAAACAAGUCGUAGAUAAUAAUGGGCAAUAUGUUCUCGAUUGAACGACGAAUUUUUCCCCAAAAUAUCGGCUUUAAGUUUAUCCGGAAAUACGACGGAAAUGAUGCAACGAUCUAAUAUAAUAAUGAUCAACUUUAAAUUUAUUUCGUAUUUUGUUUCUUAGAGUACUUUAAACACAUGGUACGAUUAAAUUAAAGGGUGCAGUAAAACGACGAUUACCUACGAUUCGAACAGAUCCAUAAAACUUUGGUCAAGUUUAUUGGAGGCGAUCUUCGCAUUUUCUCGUGCUACCAAUAAUACAAAUUGUUUACAAGACACACACAACAUUGAAGAGAACGUAAAUCAUGUUCAAAUCACUGUUCGUUGCGACUUUCUUUCAUUUCUCUCUCUCUCUCUUUCUAUUUUCUGUUUCACUUAGAGAUGCCUCGGUGAUAUCAGGCAUUACCUUUGUACCAUCAAAUCAUAACAAGAUAGCGCUUAUAUAACUUUUUCAAGGCGCAUCAAUUUAUAUACCGAUAUUUGAAUAACUCGAGUGUCUAUGAGAGGCCUCGAUGCAGCAGGCAACACUUGCAAAAUCAGAGCUUGCUAAUCCUGCUUUUCAAUUUAAGGCGUAACACGUUUACAGAGAUCUUGGCAGAUCGGAAAAUAUGCGAGAAGGAAAGAAAAGGCUAAAACGCUUGGCAAUAUACACUCACAAGCUACAUUAUCUUGCGUAAUAUAUUCAAGUAACGUGCUAACUACACCUGCUAAUCUCGACUCUUUCGUAGAAAACGAAAACUUGGAAUUUCGAGCUAUAGAUCGAUUAUGAAAGAAGAGAGUUGAACAAUUCCAUCUCAAUUCGUCGUACUAAAAAACGAUACGUGUCAAAUUUCGUAUCAGCAUGUAUGUACGUAUAUAUAUUUACGCGUUUCCUCAAGAAUAGAUGUAUCUUUGAACUAUUAAUAAAAAAGAAAAUUGAUCCCU